CGUAGUGUGUUCUGCGGCUCUGUGCGUGUGCACAUCAGGCGGCGAGGGCUGCGGCAAGCGCUGACAGAUGCGAGGGGAGAACUGCGAUGGAUCUGAUUCCUUUAAGGAGUGAAUGAAAGAACCCUCUGCUCGUAUCACUGCACCUAUUAAAACCAAAGCCCAGCAGAAGAAGGUGCAAUCUGAUCUCCCUGGUCGAUCAGCAACUUUAUGGAAUAACAUUCAAGUGAACUCCUUUUAUACAGUGCCUGUUUAUGGCAGGAUGAGCGUUAGCAGGCCAUGAUGGCGAAAAAGCAAGAUGCCCGGCCGUCAAUUUACAACCUCAUCGUCGUGGGUUUGUCAGGAACGGAGAAGGAGAAGGGCCAAUGUGGGGUUGGCAAGUCCUGCUUCUCUAAUCGCUAUGUGCGGCCUAGUGCGGAUGACUUCUACCUGGACCACACAUCAGUGUUGAGCACCAGUGACUUUGGGGGCCGAGUGGUUAAUAAUGAUCACUUUUUAUUUUGGGGGGAGGUGUGCCGCCUUCUAGAGGAGGGGCCUGAGUGCAGGAUGCAUGUUGUGGAGCAAACGGAGUUCAUUGACGACCAGACAUUUCAGCCGCACCGUAGCACCGCGAUGCAGCCCUACAUCAAACGUGCCGCCGCCACCAAGCUGGCGUCAGCGGAGAAGCUCAUGUACUUCUGUACCGAUCAGCUGGGCUUGGAGCAAGACUUUGAGCAAAAACAAAUGCCCGAGGGCAAGCUGCAGGUUGAUGGCUUCCUGCUUUGUGUCGAUGUCAGCCGGGGCAUGAACCGCAACUUUGACGACCAGCUGAAAUUUGUAUCAAACCUGUAUGGUCAGCUCAGCAAGACGAAGAAGCCCAUUGUGCUGGUCCUCACCAAAUGUGAUGAAGGAGUUGAACGCUACAUCAAAGAUGCACAUACCUUCGCCAUCACAAAGAAGAAUCUUCCAGUCGUGGAGACGUCUGCACGCUCAAAUAUAAAUGUGGACCUUGCCUUCCUCACUCUGGUUCAACUUAUGGAUAAGAGCAGGGGCAAGCCCAAGAUCAUUCCUUACUUUGAAGCCCUAAAGCUCCAAAGUCAGCAGAUAGCUUCUGCCAAGGAUCGCUAUGAAUGGCUAAUCAACCGCAUCGAAAAGAAUCACAAUGAAACCUGGUUAAACACCAGUCGACGCAUGAACACCUCCCCAGAGUACAAAGAAUAUGUCUUCUUGGAGGGAACGGCUAAAUGCAAGAAGCUCUUUCAACAGCAUGUCUACCGCCUGAAGCAGGAGCACAUCGAGAGGCGUCGCAGAAUAUACCUAAGCACUCUGCCUUUAGCACUUAGUUCUUUGGUGCCGGACCUGGUUGAGAUAGAUCAGCUGAGCUGGUCUGGGGUACAGAAGGUCCUUGAGUCCAAGCAGCACUUUGCCCACUGGUUUGUUGUUCUGGAGGACUCGCCAUGGGAGGACACAUCUCACAUUGAUAACAUGGAAGAUGAGCGAAUCCCUUCAGACCUGCUGGAGACGGCUGAAGCGGAGGACAUAUUUAAUGUCCACCUGGAACAUCUCCGUAAUGAGUGCAGACGGGCAGAGAUGAGGCUGGAGUUUAAACACAAGUUAGCCUCCUCUCCCUUUGUCACACCCGGGAGACCCUGGGAGGAGGCCCGCAGCUUCAUCAUGAAUGAAGAGUUCUACCAGUGGCUUGAAGAGCCAGAGUACUUGGACCUGUACAACCGCCAUCAGAAGGAGAUCAUUGACCGCUCCAAAGAAGACUUCCAGGAGCUCUUACUGGAGUACUCUGAGCUUUUCUAUGAGCUUGAGGUGGAUGCUAAGCCAAGCAAGGAGAAGAUGGGCGCUAUUCAGGAGGUUUUGGGGGAGGAACAGCGAUUCAAGGCCCUCCAAAAGCUUCCAGCUGAAAGAGAUGCUCUGGUAUUGAAGCAUAUCCACUUUGUCUAUCACCCGACCAAAGAGACCUGCCCAAACAGUCCCAACUGUGGAGACUCUAAGAUUGAACAGAUUUUAGUUUCACGUUUCCCCACGUGUUACCCCUUUUUUGAUGUGAAAGCUCAUUUUGGGGACACCAAGGCUGACCGAAUCAACCUUGUCAUACUCGGGAAGGAUGGACUGGCGAGAGAAUUUUCCAAUGAGAUUAGGGCCCUCUGCACAAACGACGACUGGUAUGUGUUGGACGGGAAGAUGUAUGAGUUGACGCUGCGGCCUAUCGAGGGAAACGUGCGUCUUCCAGGGAAUUCUUUCCACACCCCCACGUUCACCCCUCACGGAUGUCUGUGUCUGUAUAACUCAAAAGAGUCCCUCUCCUAUGUGAUUGAAAGUCUUGAGCGACUUAGGGAAUCAACUCUCGGUCGAAGGGAUAGCCAGCUAGCACAGCUACCAACAUCCCUGCUUUUAGUCACUAAACGAGGCGUAGGAACAUAUGUGGAUAUAGGUGGAGAAACUGCCUUGAAUCUGAUAACGCAGGGACAGCAGGUUGCAAGGAGGCUGCAGUGUAGCCUUUUAGACCCCGCCUCCCCUGGUGUGGGCUACGGCCAUAAUGUCAAUGAGACUCGAAUCAACCAGGUGCUGAGGAGCCUUCUGGACAUCAGGAGGAGCACAUCUUCUAGGAGCAGCUCCCCUCCCCUCCUCCCUGAGCCGCCAGGUCUCCGAGACGCUCCUCAUCAGCCGGCCCCAGAGGCUGACCUUCGCAUUGUCAUGUGCUUGAUGUGUGGGGAUUCCUACGACAUUGAGCAGCUCCUGUCCCCUUUCCUAAUGCGUCAGCACUGCAGGCCCAUGUCUAAUAGUGGCACUUCUGUGUUACUGGAGCAGACGGUUGGGGGACACAAGCUGGUUCUAGAGCUCUCUCUGCUCUCAUACCACGCCUCCUUCACUUUGCGGAAGAGCAGGUUGGUACACGGCUACAUUGCCGUGUACUCCGUCUCCCGAAAAGCCUCCCUGGAGACCCUGUGUGCGUUCUUGUGUGAGGUUCCUGACAUCAUCCCAGUUCAGCUGUUGGCAGCGGGAGACAGCCAGGCCGAGCUCACUGACAGCGACUUUGCCUGUGAACAGCUGAUCCAAGGGGAGGAGCUGGCUCGCGAGAUCGAGGGUCGUUUCAAUAGUGUGGUCUGUGGGUCCGGAGGGGUGGUGGGAGGUCUGCACAGGAUCGAAAUGUUCCAUUCCUUUCUGAUGGAGGUGAUUGAGAAACGCAACAUCGUGGAGGCCACGCACAUGUACGAUAAUGUCGCCGAAGCGUGCACCAGUGAAAGUGUGUACUCCCCACGCUGCAGUUCUCCCAGUCCCGUCACCACGUUGCUGGAUUCAGAGGACGACGUCGAGCCAUCGCCGCCGUACUGUGACGGCACACUCGCUCCUCAUAGCGGGGGCUUCAACCUGCCCGACUUGGAUUCCAGUGACCUCUCUGUCAUCUCCGAGAUCCGAGACUUUGAGAACAAACUCAACAACAAAGUGCCCCCCCAAGUGCGAGUCAAACCGGGCGUCACCUUUGACUUCCGGAAGGUGAGCCGUAACCCGUACAUCGAUACCAUGGGUCAUCGCCGCUCCCUGCCCUCUGCUGUCACCUGGGUCCCCGGUGGGGACGUGGGCUACGACCCCUCCGACUACGCCGAACCCAUCGACGCCGUUUCAAAACCUCGCCCGAGCAACGAGGAGAUCAUCUACUCGGUGCCACACGACAGCACACAGGGCAAAAUCAUCACCAUCCGCAACUCCAACAGGAUGCACUCCAACGGAAACGGCUCCGACAGCGAAGCCGACAGCAGCUCUCUGGAGCGCAGGAGGAAGUUCUCGGCGGCGGGGGUGAAGCCGCGUCUUUACCGCGACCGCUCCAAGCGGCUCGGCAAGUUCAGCAGCUUCCGCUCGAGCUUCAUCGGCAGCGACGAUGAGAUGGGAGCUCUGCAAAAGUCCAAAGAGGACGACCUUGGGACCCUGAAAGGUGAAAGUGUCGUCAACGAGGAGAGUGAGGACCCAAAAAAGAGGAACAUUCUGAAGAGCCUCCGACGAACAGCCAAGAAAUCCAGACCAAAGCCCCGUCCAUCCAUUCAAAAGCCCCCGGAGAGCAUUUACUUUGGGGUCCCCCUGGUGAAUGUGGUGUCCCCAGACAGGCCCAUCCCGCUUUUCAUCGACAAGUGUGUCCGCUUCAUCGAGACCACAGGCCUGAAUACAGAGGGGUUGUACCGCGUGAGUGGCAACAAGUCGGAGAUGGAAAGCAUGCAGAGGCAGUUUGAACAGGACCACGGAUUAGACCUCGUAGAGAAAGACUUCCCCAUGAACACUGUGGCUGGAGCCCUCAAAAGCUUCUUCUCCGAGCUGCCUGAGCCCCUGGUGCCUUGUGUUCUGCAGGUGGACCUACUGGAUGCUUUCAAAAUUAAUGACCGAGAACAGAGGCUAUAUACCAUGAAGGACGUCCUAAGGAGGUUCCCCAGGGAGAAUUACGAGGUCUUCAAAUUUGUAGUGAGCCACUUACACAAGGUGAGCCAGAUGAACAGGUUGAACUUGAUGACCAGUGAAAACCUGUCCAUCUGCUUCUGGCCCACCCUCAUGAGGCCAGACUUCACGACGAUGGAUGCCCUGACUGCCACGCGCACCUACCAGACAAUCAUCGAGAGCUUCAUCCACCAGUGUUCUUUCUUCUUUUACAACCAGCCCCUCCUCGACUCCCCCACCGGCCUCGCGGGCCUCCCUGCCUCGCCCACCACCACCCUCAGCGGGAGCUCUGCCUACUCUUGUUACCGCUCCUCGCCCCCACACACCACCUCACACUUCAGCCCCCUGCAGCAAUCCCCGCCCACCACCCCCCAGUCUCCUCUUCAGUCACUGCUCCCUCCCCUCCACCAGCACCCCCACACCCACCAUUCCCCUGCCGAACAAGAGACUCUGUGAGAGACGGUGAAGCCACGUGUGCCCAUGAUUGUGCUGGACCUACACACACACACACACACACACACACACAACACCUGUGCACUUGCACAUUAUGUCUUUGAUCAUUGACAACCCAGGUUAUGAGAUAGGAAGUGUAUGUGAGACGUCCCUAACCUGCCAUCUUUAUCCACGCGUCUGUGUAUCAGCGCAGCCUCCUCCCAUGACCAGUGACUCUUCCUCUGCCCUCUGAGCCCCUCAUCUCCUGGAAUUUAAGGGUUUCAGGCCAGAAGAGGAGGACAGAGGUUGCUGUCAUAGCAAGCAUCUCUUGUGUCAACAGCCACCACGCAUCCUACACCACCAAGAAAUAGAAACCUCUAUGCCAUGCUUGAAGAACUGAUUUGUCGCCACCGUGUUUUUUUAAAUUUGUUUAUCUGUUUUUUUUUCUCAUGAAAGUACUGCCACUGGAUUUUGAGACCGUUGCUCUGUAGGUCCUUUGGGCAGCAGUUUGCUCCACGCAGCAGAGGCUCCUCUGUCUGCCUUUGGGGCUUCUCUCAUCGGCUCUACUCGAGCGGUCAGCAUGGGGAGGGGGGGGUGGGGGUUUACACAUCCAGGGAUGCACUUUAAUGAUCACUGUUGAUUUUCCCUCCAAAGGUUUUUGUUUUUUUGUUGACAUACUGUUUUCUUCUGUGUGUUUUUAGUUUCACAGCUCAAACAGCCAUACCCAUUGCCUUUACAGAGCUCUGGCAGAUCAAACUUUGUUUACAUCCAACUUGUUUUUGUAGCCACAAACUUAUCUGAAGCACUUUUUGAUAGUGUAGUGUUACAUUUGAAGAAUUGCCACAUUGAUUAAUUGUCCAUAUUGUCUAUUCAGUGGCUGAAUGUGGCAUCAGUGCAGGCUUGUGAGAAAAAGAAAAAAAAUCAUUUUGUAAAAAUGUGCGUUCAUUAAGUUAAUCCAGAGGUACCAUUUUAGGUUGAUGGGGAGUCUGAAUCUACCCGUACGCCCUCAAUCAUCCAGCCAUGUGAACAAUAGUCUGUCCUCUUUCUAGCUGUUGGUUGAGCAGAAUGGCUGUUUAGGGAAGUUUGGUUUAGUUAGACCAAAAUAAUAUCAGAGAAAACUUUGUCCGCCAUCAGUCGAGUGAAGGAGAAACCUUUGAAUGUGUAACGUAAUCGUACCACAACACAACUCUGCAUUGCCAUCUGCCGUCUAUUGAAACCAAACGCUUGGACCGUGACUGGUCGCUGGGUGUGUUGCCGUGGCUGUCCAUCAACCCAGGCUCUUUGUCGUCAUCUAAUAUUAAGGACCUUUUAUCUCCGAAUGUUUAGUAUUUUCAACGCACUGUUACUGCUUAUCCCGCUAUACAAUACCAUGACCGGAAGAAGUAAGAUAUUUGUGGAUGGGACGCAUUCAGGAAGCACCGCUGGCCGUUUACCUGUUCUCGUGCUUUAGUUGUGUGCUGGUGCCCUCGUUUCAGGGACAACAAUCAGCAGACGCUCAGUGGGAUCACUGUUGAUGGAGACCUGAUGACCUUACCCAUGGAACAUGUGACAACUGUACUUUCAAUGGGGUCAAGUCCAAAUGGACCAGUAGAGAUUAAAGGUCUGUUCUGGUUCUUGGUUGCGACAACGACCGUACAAAUUAGAUCUUUGGCUGUCGUAGGAUUUGGGAAUACCACCGGUCAUUUGACGUGUUUGUCCGUGUAAACCGAGAGCUUUUUUCAAACUGCUCCUAGCUGCGAGCUGAAACAUAAAGACCGGCACAGAACCAGCCAGGCAACUGUCCCACUAUAACACAAUUCCCGGGAGUAUAUAAUCUUACCACAUCACUUAACUUCUGGCACAAGCGUGGCAAAUCUACCGUUCAAUGAGGAAAACGCGAGUGCAUCCUACUCUGUAAUGGUUGUUUAUUUGUAUGUUGGGGAACACCACCUGUUAGUCGAUGGUAGAAAACAUUUCUAGUGUGUAUUUCAAUGAUUGAAAAGUCAAUUUUUACAAUUUUUGUGAAAGGUUCAAGGCCACUUAAGUUUAGUGCAUGAUUAAAAACGAAUUUUAAAAAAACACCAAGGAAGAAGGAUGAAAGCCUCUCUAUGUUUUAAAACAUGAGAUUAGUACGUGAACAAAACGAAUACUAAAGUGAAAUAGCUGAAACGUGAAGGUUUAUCAACUGUGCACCAGAAGCAAACUAUGGAGUUUAUCUGACUGAGAAUAGUGUUUGAAGAUGAAGGCCUUAUGUGAACUGUAUAAUAGUUAAUAAAUUAAAUUGUAAAAUUGC
This is a messenger RNA of Pseudoliparis swirei, 7114 nucleotides long. RefSeq names its product Rho GTPase activating protein 35b (gene arhgap35b). Gene Ontology annotation, biological process: signal transduction. The coding region runs from base 277 to 4866 and encodes 1529 amino acids. The transcript is spliced from 7 exons. The record is from RefSeq and is a predicted model, not a curated record. Gene Ontology annotation, molecular function: GTPase activity; GTP binding. Lineage: Eukaryota; Metazoa; Chordata; Actinopteri; Perciformes; Liparidae.